CUUGCACACAAGCACAGAUAGAGAUAUCAUAUCAGUAUAGCAACAUUUUGCACCUCUUUGUAGCUCAUAGUGAGUGAGCUUAUUAGUAUGACGAUAGCUUGAUAGAAUCCCAUUUCCCAUAUGAUGAUUAGAUAGUAGCACUUUCAAGAAGGUAAAGAAAAAAAUUGUAGCAAGUGUCACUCACCUUUCCAAAGUUUGUGCAACUAAGUUGAUAUUGACAAAUAAAAUGCAGGCUGGGAUGUUAUUUGUAUUCUAUAUUGAAUAUUUAUUUUUUCAUCAUGUAACGGGCAUUCACUUGUCUGUGCAUGCAUACAUACAUACAUUCAUACAUAUUACAUAUAACCAAUUACUUCCCAGAUACAUUUUGUUACUUUUGUUAGUUUCUUUAACUUGUUUAUUUUUGCAAUGGUGCUUCUUGUCUAAGCAGAUGUAUGCUUAGUUUAUGAUAACCCAGUGGCACUGAAGAGAGAAGAUACAAAAUGGACGCAAGGUCGGGAUAUAUGGUGGCAGGAUGUUAUUCCUAAAUAUCCAAGUACUUGCCCAGUGGAGUGGGUUGAUGCCGAGGAUCCACUUUUUCUACUCUAUACAAGUGGAAGCACUGGAAAACCUAAGGGUGUCCUCCAUACCACCGGUGGUUACAUGGUAUACACUGCCACAACAUUCAAGUACGCAUUUGACUACAAACCAUCCGACAUCUACUGGUGUACGGCUGAUUGUGGUUGGAUUACUGGGCACAGCUAUGUCACUUAUGGACCCUUGCUCAAUGGUGCAACUGUUUUAGUGUAUGAAGGGGCUCCUAAUUAUCCUGAUGCUGGGCGCUGCUGGGACAUUGUUGACAAAUAUAAAGUGUCAAUAUUCUACACUGCCCCCACAUUGGUGCGGUCUCUCAUGCGUGAUGGUGAAGCGUACGUUACCCGAUACUCAAGGAAAUCUUUACGGGUUUUGGGCAGUGUGGGCGAGCCCAUAAAUCCAAGUGCAUGGAGGUGGUUUUACAAUGUAGUCGGAGAUUCAAGGUGCCCUAUCUCGGAUACUUGGUGGCAAACAGAAACUGGUGGCUUCAUGAUAACUCCACUACCAGGUGCUUGGGCCCAAAAGCCUGGUUCUGCAACUUUCCCUUUCUUUGGAAUUCAGCCUGUGAUAGUGGAUGAGAAAGGAGUUGAAAUAGAUGGUGAGUGCAGUGGUUACUUGUGCAUUAAGAAGUCUUGGCCUGGGGCAUUCCGAACUCUAUAUGGUGAUCAUGAAAGAUAUGAAACAACAUAUUUCAAGCCAUUUGCUGGUUACUAUUUCAGUGGUGAUGGCUGCAGAAGGGAUAAAGAUGGAUACCAUUGGCUCACAGGAAGAGUGGAUGAUGUCAUCAAUGUCAGCGGACACCGUAUUGGCACAGCUGAAGUGGAAUCAGCUUUAGUGUCACAUCCUCAAUGUGCAGAGGCUGCUGUUGUCGGUGUCGAGCAUGAGGUCAAAGGUCAGGGUAUCUAUGCAUUUGUAACGCUUGUGGACAGUGUUCCUUACAGUGAAGACUUACGAAAGGACCUUAUACUCACAGUUCGAAAGCAGAUAGGAGCGUUCGCCGCACCCGACAAAAUCCAUUGGGCGCCCGGCCUCCCGAAGACCAGGAGCGGAAAGAUAAUGAGAAGAAUUCUUCGAAAAAUCGCCGCCAGGCAACUGGAUGAACUUGGGGAUACAAGCACCCUUGCAGAUCCAAAUGUGGUCAAGCAACUUAUAGAACUUUCUGAUUCCUGAAGUCCCCAAAACUAUGUAAUAUUAAAGGUACAUUACCAAUUAGAGGCUUAUCUGUUGAAGCUAAUAGUCGUAGUCAGAAGACAAUUUUUUCCUUCUAGAUCUGUAGACUCGAGACUCAAGACUCAAGUCCCAUCUUCUUGGACUGCGGAAUGCUUGUUCGAGUGAUGGAUACCACCAAAAGAUUUAGUCGCUCACAAAAAGUCUUUGAAAGAUGUUAUUGAUAAAAUAACUCUUGAAUGAUUUGAAAA
This is a messenger RNA of Arachis ipaensis, 1988 nucleotides long. The record is from RefSeq and is a predicted model, not a curated record. NCBI's taxonomy places the organism in Eukaryota, Viridiplantae, Streptophyta, Magnoliopsida, Fabales, Fabaceae.